Messenger RNA from Triticum turgidum subsp. durum (durum wheat), 2655 nucleotides. The record is from the annotation of a GenBank genome assembly. NCBI's taxonomy places the organism in Eukaryota, Viridiplantae, Streptophyta, Magnoliopsida, Poales, Poaceae.
AUGGCGACCGCCAUGCUGCCGUCCCCGUCUCUGCCUCCUACUCCCCGCGGCGUCUUAUCGCCGCGCUGCUCACUACAGGCACCGACCCACGAGCAACGGGUGCCGGACGGGGCAUGCGAGGCGUUUGCGGCCAUGCGCGCCGCCGGGGCCGCGCCCGACAGGUUCCUCCUCCCGCAGGUGCUCCGGGCCUGCGCCGGCGCGGACGCGCCCCGCCUUGCCGCCGCAGCGCACGCGCUCGCCUCCAAGGGCGGGCCCGCGCUCGCCGACGACGCCGUGGUAGGGAACGCUGUCGUCGCCAUGUACGCGGCGCUCGGGGACGUCCGCGCCGCGCGCGCAGCGUUCGCGUCGCUCCCCGAACGCGACGUCGUGGCAUGGACCGCUCUCGUGGGCGCCUACGCCAACGCCGGGGAGCUGGGCGAGGCCUUCCAGCUGUUUGAAUCGAUGCAGGCCAGUGGCGUGCGGCCUGACGUGAUUUCGUGGAACACCCUCGUCUCCGGCUUCGCGAGAAAUGGUGAUAUUGGUGCUGCGCUCGAUCUAUUCGACGAAAUGCGACUGAGGGGUGUCAAGCCACGGGUCAGUUCUUGGAACUGCAUCAUCUCUGGCUGUGUGCAGAAUGCGCGCUAUGAUGAGGCUUUGGGCAUCUUCCUGGAGAUGUGCGAGACUGAGAUGCCCGAUGCAGUCACUAUUGCUAGUAUACUCCCUGCUUGCACUGGCUUGAUGGCACUGGGCCUUGGAAAGCAGCUGCAUUCUUAUGCUGUACGUUGUGGUAUCAAAUUAAAUGUCUACAUUGGUUCUUCUUUGAUUGGCAUGUACUCCGAGUGCAGAGAGUUUGCUUAUGCGACAAGUGUGUUCGCCGCCAUUGAUGGGGAGAGGAAUGUCACUGUAUGGAAUGAGUUGAUUCAAUCAUAUAUCAGUGAUGGGAGGAUGGACAAAGCGUGUGAAGCCUUUAACUUGAUGCAGCAGGAUGGAUUGAAGCCUGACACUGUCACAUAUAACAAUUUCAUCGCUGCAUAUGCUAGAGCAGGUCAGAAAGAACUAGCAAAUGAAUUGUUGUCAGGCAUGAUGAAUGUCAGCUUGAAGCCUAAUGUGGUAUCAAUGAAUGCUUUAAUAUCCGGUUUGCAUCAGUUUGGCCUCUGUGCUGAUGCACUGGAAGUUUUCAGAUACAUGCAGCUCCUAAACAGCGGAGAUGCAAAGCGUUGGACAUUUCUGGAUAAUAGCAACCCCAUCCAACCAAAUGGUACUACAGUUACUAGUGUCCUCUCACUGUUGACAGACCUCAAGUUAGAUCGUCUCGGGAAGGAAGUACACUGCUAUGCUCUAAGGAAUGGUCUGACGUCAAACAUAUUUGUUUCCAGCAAAUUGGUUGACCUUUAUGGUAAAACUGGUGAUAUGGUAUCUGCUGCUAAUGUCUUCCAGGGAAUCAGUAAUAAGAAUGUUGUCACAUGGAACAGUCUGCUAGCAGCUUACAAGCAUAAUAGGAAGCCAGAAGUUGUUUUGAAACUAUUCUGUGAAAUGCUCGAGUCUAAUUUACUUCCUAACUUGGUUACAGUGCAGAUAGCGCUUUUGUCUUCUGGUAUGACGAUGGCAUCAGGGUAUGGGAGCGAACUGCAUGGUUUCAUACAGAAAAACUGGCCUGAUGGUUAUCCAGUCACUCUUGCAAGUGCGCUAAUAGAUAUGUAUGGGAAAUGUGGUAAGAUUGAGGAUGCUAGACUGGCUUUUGAGCGCAGUGUUGAAAAGGAUGUAGCAGUAUGGAAUGCAAUGAUGAGUUGCUACUUGCUUCAUAGGAUGCCUAGAGAUGUUAAAAGAUUGUUUGAAAUACUUGAACAAUCUAGAACUCGGCCAGAUCCUGUUACUUUCAUCUUACUUCUUUCAGCUUGUAAGCAAGAAGGUUCCAUGGUGGAAGCUCGGAGCUAUUUCUACAGUAUGGAAGAUUUGUAUGGCAUAAAACCAAGUUUAAAACACUACACUUGCAUGGUUGACAUCAUGGGAACAGCUGGUUUAUUGGAGGAGUCACUAGAACUUAUCCAGAAGAUGCCAGUUGAGCCGGAUGCAUGCCUAUGGUCUACUGUUCUCAAAGCUUGUAAGCUUCACUCAGAUUUGGACGUUGCGGCUAAGGCUGCAAAAGCUCUUUUCGAGCUUGAACCAAAUAAUGCUUCAAACUACAUGUUGCUUUCCAAUAUAUAUGCGAACAGCGGCUUUUGGGAUUCCACUGAAUCUGUAAGAGAUGCCAUGACAGAGCACGGGUUGCACGUUGAGAGCCAGUGUAGCUGGCUAUAUCUUGGCAAAAGUGUGGAUUCGUUUGAGGCUGGAGAUUUGUCCCAUCCAGCAUUUGAGGAUAUUUUGAGUACAUGGAAGGACUUGGCUAGUAGGAUGGCAGAGUCUGGGUAUGCUCCUCAAGACGAUGAGCCCUAUUGCAAUGUACAAGUUGAUCCAUUGUCGUGCCACCACACCGAGCGGAUUGCUGUGUGCUAUGGACUUAUUUCCAUGCGUGCCCAUGAGCCGAUACGGGUCUCGAAGAAUUUCCGAAUGUGCAAGGAAUGCCAUUCCUCAAUCAAGUUCAUCUCAAGGGAUAAGAAGCGGGAGAUACUGAUUUCAGAUGGUUGCACCUAUCACCACUUCAGCGAUGGCUCGUGCAGCUGUGGGGACAUGUGGUAG